Molecule: messenger RNA, 611 nt
Organism: Ipomoea triloba (trilobed morning glory)
Lineage: Eukaryota; Viridiplantae; Streptophyta; Magnoliopsida; Solanales; Convolvulaceae
Exons: 2
Coding region: 78-611 (177 amino acids)
Source: RefSeq, a predicted model, not a curated record
UGUAUGUUGACAGGUUAGUAAUAGGCAAGCGUGACGUUCAAAGGGUUGUGCCGUCUUUGAAGGGAUGGUCGACGAAGAUGUUAAAGGCAAGGGAAUCCUUGGAGAUUACUUAUGGUGGCUUUGGACUUGGGCGGUUGGAUGCACCACUUUGCCAGGAGAACAACCCUGGUGUGUCUAUUGGUCAACAGCUUAUCGUGGGCAACAGAUCAAAGUCUCUUGUUGACAGGUUGGAGGAGAAAAAAACAAUUCUUCAUUCAGCAGUCCAAGACAUUAUUGAGCUAGUGCAUCAAUCACCAAAACUAGCUCAAGAUUCUGAGUUAUUCCAUUCUGUGUUUGAGAAUGCCCAGAAUUUAAUGGCUUUGAAGCCUGGAGUAGCACAUGAUCCUAGCCUAACAUCUGACCAAUUCGAUGAUGAUUUUUGGGAUAACCCAGAUAAUAUACUAGCGCUAGAGCAAGCUGAACAGGCUGCGCAAAGGGGGAAGUCAUUGAUGGACGCUCCUACUUUUAGCUUAGGGUUAUCGCAGGAACAGACAAACUUCAAUUGUGCUGACGUUUCGACCAUUGCAAGGGGGUAUGUUACCCCUCCACCACAGGUUAAUCACAAAACUUAA